UUUCUCCCUCUAUCGUGAAGGGAAAAAACUGCUUGAGAGAUACUCCCUCAAGCCAUCAGGCCCAUCACUAUCAGAGUCUCACGGUCUCACCGACCCGCAUCGUCGUCGCCUCCCUCUCACCACCCUUACGGCCUCACUCUCACUCAGCUCCUCCAUGCGUUUCCACGUCCACCCCGCCGUCGACGCCAAGCCAACAUUCCUCCCUCUCUGAUCUGUCACCGCUCACCGUAAGACCGUGAGAGUGAAAUUUCCUCGGUUUGAAAAGCCAACGUCCACCUCUCUGGAGUAAGAAAUUGAUAGACAGAGAGAUGGAUAUUGAUGGGGUUAACGAAGAAGAAAAUUCAAGGCGAGUCCAAGUGCGGUUCGUGACGAAGCUCAAACCACCUAUGACAGUUCCUCCUUCGCCAAUUGCAAUCCCUAGUAAUCUCACAAGAUUAGGGCUUUCCACUCUUGUCAACAAUCUCAUCCAAAAUGGAAAUCCUGAUUGGAAUACUCAGCCCUUUGAUUUUCUCAUCGAUGGCGAACUCGUCCGAAUGUCCCUUGACAAGUUCCUUCUUGCCAAAUCCAUUUCUGCGGAAAAGAUAUUGGAAAUUGAAUACAUAAAGGCUGUGGCCCCAAGGAAAGAAGAAGAACCUUCAUUGCAUGAUGAUUGGGUUAGCUCGGUCGAUGGUUCAGAUCCCAGGUUCAUUGUGACAGGGUGCUACGACAGUUUAGCAAGGGUAUGGAAAGCCGCUGGAGAGUGCACACAUAUAUUGGAAGGACAUAGUGAUGUUAUUGCUUCUGUUGGUGUCAUCAACCGAAAAGGUGUAGAAGGUACUACUGUGGCCACUGCUUCUAAAGAUCGCACCCUGAGAUUGUGGAAGUUUGAUACAGAGGAUUCUAUAAAUAAUCCUAUCAGAAUCAGGGCAUUCAAAAUUUUGCGUGGACAUGCAAAAUCUGUACAAUGUGUUGCAGCACAGAAUACUGGAGAUAUGGUUUGUUCAGGUUCUUGGGAUAGCAUGAUCAAGUUAUGGCAGACAAAUGACUCACAAAGUGAUGGUGAUCUGGUGUCAAUUAAGAAGAGAAAAGGGAAUGAUCAAGCUGAUGAAUCUCAAUUGGAGGGUGAGGCUGUGUCUACACUUGUAGGCCAUACACAAUGCGUAUCGUCUGUGGUAUGGCCACAGCAGGAAACAAUAUAUUCUGCAUCAUGGGAUCAUUCUGUUAGAUUAUGGGAUGCCGAGACAGGCAAAAAUUCGUCGGACAUAUUCUGCACAAAAGUCCUCAACUGCCUUGAUGUUGGAGGUGAAAGUUCUGCUCUCAUUGCAGCUGGUGGUUCUGAUCCCAUUCUUAGGAUAUGGGAUCCUCGUAAACCAGGAACUUCUGCUCCGGUCUUUCAGUUCUCCUCUCACACUUCUUGGAUUUCGGCUUGCAAGUGGCAUGACAAAUCUUGGUUUCAUCUAGUUUCUUCAUCAUAUGAUGGGAAAGUUAUGUUAUGGGAUCUAAGAACUGCGUGGCCUCUAGCUGUCAUUGAGUCACACAAGGACAAGGUACUAUGUGCUGACUGGUGGAAAGGUGACAGCGUAAUUAGUGGUGGUGCUGACUCAAAGCUCUGCGUUUCUUCUGGAAUUUCUGUGCUGUGAGUGUCAGUCUCAUCUCAACUGUAGCGAUAAUCUGAUGUGGUCCAGUCAGCGCAAAGUUCGGUACUUGCAUUAUAAGGAAAAAAAAAAAAAUGGAAAAAAGAGAGGAAUUUAAUCAAUCGCCAAGAGUAUGAAGCACAUGGAUAAACCAGAGAACAUAGGGUUGGCCAGGGUUAAAGAGGCAAGGCUUUAUAUGUACCAUAUAAAUUUGGACUGAAUAUUUUUUAACGUUAUUAUUUUGAAUUUCCGUUAAGGUGGCAAAAUAUGAAUUUUUAGACUUGCCCACAUUUUUGUUGUGACCACUGACCAGAGUGGUAUGUAAGGUUUAGUACCGGAAAAAUGAAAAAUGAGUUUCAGUUGCCUUCA
Messenger RNA from Quercus robur (English oak), 1982 nucleotides. Its product is annotated as ribosome biogenesis protein WDR12 homolog. Gene Ontology annotation, cellular component: preribosome, large subunit precursor. Gene Ontology annotation, molecular function: protein binding. The transcript has 14 exons. The coding region runs from base 309 to 1619 and encodes 436 amino acids. Gene Ontology annotation, biological process: ribosome biogenesis. The record is from RefSeq and is a predicted model, not a curated record. NCBI's taxonomy places the organism in Eukaryota, Viridiplantae, Streptophyta, Magnoliopsida, Fagales, Fagaceae.